Molecule: messenger RNA, 6547 nt
Organism: Astyanax mexicanus (Mexican tetra)
Lineage: Eukaryota; Metazoa; Chordata; Actinopteri; Characiformes; Acestrorhamphidae
Product: galaxin
Exons: 11
Coding region: 4908-6431 (507 amino acids)
Source: RefSeq, a predicted model, not a curated record
AUAUUAAAUUCAGGGCAUUGUUUUGCUACGGUUGCGCAGGAGACUUUUAUUUUGACAAGUAGCAUAGAGGAUUAGCUGCAAUAGCUAAUGGCUAACCGGUGGUGCUAACUGUAUUUCCGAGCUGAAUUAAUCACAGUUUUUUAAUAACUGAUUGAUUUCUUAGUGCUGGUUAAGGUUGGUAGGAUCUGUGAUUUGAUAUUAGAUGUGGAUUAUGGCUGUAGUUCACUUAAGAUAGUUAUUUAUUACAUUCACAAUGCCGGAAUGCAUUUGCUAACGGCUAACUGGUGUGUUUGUGCUGGUUAGUGUUUGUAGAUCCUGUGUUUUUAUAGGAUAUGUGAAUUAUAAAUAUAAUUUGCUGUCAGUUCAGUGCUAGCUAGGCUAACAGACUGCUGGUGUUAAUCUGUUUAUUUGGACGCUGACUUUACGUGUACUGUUCUGCUGUACAGCGUUUUCAAAGUUAAAACUCUCCAGAUAAUUGAAUUUUUAUUGUAGACAAAUAGCUAAUGUUUACUCAGUCAGCUGCAGACUGAAGCUGCUGGAUGUUCAGGGUAAACUGUGGAACUGGAAUCCGGAUCAGUGAUGUGUUUCGUGUUAACGUUACGGCGGGUUUACUGUCCAGCUCAAGCUGUGGACUGGAAUAUUAAUCUGACUACAAGAAAUUGGACAGAGUUUACAUUAUGGUUUUACUACUUAUAUAGUAGUUAAUUGACAGACCAUGAUGUUGUACCACAGAAAAGACAGACAAGACUGUCACUCAUUGUGUUUCAUCAGGUUAAAGCGCCAGCCUCAUCCAGGUGUAUGUUUUGUUAGGUUAUAAUACAGAAUAAUCGACAUGACUUAUGAAUUACAUUCAUUAUUAUUCGGGACAAGAAAAGCUAUGUAUACAUAUUCAGAUAUUCAUUUCUAAAACCACUGAAAUUUUGCACAAAUCACUUACUGUACUGUAUAUCAUUAAACACUGAUCAAGCAUAACAUUAGAAAUACCUGCUUGUUUCUACUUCCAGUAUACUUUUUUCAGCUCCACUAAGCUUAUAGGAGCACUUUAUAGUUAUAUAAUAGUUUAUUGUUGUAUAUAAUACACGGUAGGUUUUAAACACUGUGUCCACUCCAUUAGACACUCCAUUAGCUGCUCCACAUUUUUAGAUAAAGUAAAGUAAAGACAGACGCUCUAAAUCCUCCAGUCCUUCAUCAGUUCCCACAGCUGUACAGUACAGCUGUGUCCUUCAUGUGAUCUCAUUCUUCUGGAUCUUUUCAAAAGCACUCUUGUCUUCUAUAAUAACACUCUGUUUCUGUCUUACAGUGCCCACAGUGCCUUACAGUGUCCAAUGGAACUUUUCUUCAGGGCAUGGCGUGUGCCGGAUCUCUCGGCUCGCCGCGUAUGGGCGUGUCCGUGAUGUUUUUGAAUUCAAAUAAAGCAAAACAGAUGUAGUUAAUCAUAAGUUUAAGAUUUUAAAUUUUUAGUAAACCGUAAACUAUAUUCUGCCAUUUUUAGCUUCUCUUAUGUGGCUGUUCUGUAAGUGUGAGGCUCGACUGUGUGUGAACACGCAGCCGUCUCUUCCCUGAUUGGCUAGACGCAGCGCAGGCCCCGGAUUCAUUUGAAUAAAGUUGACCUCUGCUGAACUUUUUUGUCGGAGGGCGGGGUGGUCCCAGUGGAUGCACACUAUUAAUCUAAUAGCAGUAUUAGUAUUGACCAUGACACAGAUAGCCUCCCCCUGCGGAGGGGUGAAAAGGGGCACUCUGCCUACCUGUAAUAUGAACAGUUACCAACGCCGUUACUUUUUUCAGUAACGAAUAAUCUAACUAAUUACUCUGACUGUAACUAUAACGCCGUUACCAUUUCCGACACCCCGUUACUUUAGCCGCUCAAUGAACUUUUUUUUUUACCAUCGCGCAUACAGACAGCGGCGCAAAUGUGUGUGUGAGUCACAAGGGAGAGGAGGAUGAGAUCAGGGUUUCUCUAGGGGUCCGCAGGGUCAUCAUCAGAGGAAGGCAUUAGUCUGUAGUGAGCACUUUAAAUCAGGGAACUCAAACUCGCGGCCCGCAGAGCGAUAUUUUGUGGCCUGCAAAUUGAAAUCAAAUUUUAGUGUUAGUGCGGCGCACCCGCAAGAAAGACGCUCCCUCUCCCCGUCCACCAGCACAGUGCAUCCUAUUCAUUUAAAUAGAGAGAGCCGCUGCAUGAGCGUAGCCCCGCCCUCCGACAAAACAGUUCAGCUGUGUGUGAUACGAGCCUCACACACACAGAACAGCUGCCUUUCAACCACGGAGGAGAAGCUGAAAACGGAUUUAUAGAACUAUAGAUCACAGUGAGGUUUAAUAAAAAUCUUAAACUUACGAUUGACUACACCUGUUGCUUGAUUUGAAUUAAAAAAAACGUCACACAAUAGUUACUUUUACUGGUAACUAGUUACUUUUAUGGUGGAUUAACUCCGUUAGUAACUCAGUUACUUUUUUGGAGAAGUAACUAGUAACUAUAACUAAUUACUUUUUCAAAGUAACGUGCCCAACCCUGAAUAUGAAGUAUACCAUAUUACAGUACAGAGAAACAUUUUGUUUUAGAUUACACACCUAUUCUUUCUAAUAAACUUUUAAACAAUCGAUUGCCUUUGCCAUUCUAAGGCCAUGAUUUAUAACAUGUGGCCUUUAUUUCAUCUGAAACAUGCUCACAAACUUCCCAUCAUUACUUAAAAUCAUGAUUCACCUGAUAGCUAAUCAUCAAUUCAGGAGAUAUUUACCAGAAAAAAUAUAUAUAUCUAUUAUAUAAAAUCUGCAUUAUUGGCUCUGACAACUAGCGUAACUAAUUUGAAUGUAAAGAUUAAUGCAGUGAUUUAAUGGCUAGCUGUUCUGGUGGGUGGUGCAGUUCUGUUGAGUAAAGUAAAACACAUUGUGAUCUGCAAGACAGAAGCAAUUGAUCAUAUGGGAAACAGCAGACAGUUGUACAAUAACAUUUGCGUGUGUGUUUAAAAUAAAUGAGAAAUGGUUUCUGUGAUGUGCACAAGUGACUAGAUCAGACCUGGGCUUUUUUACGGCCCACAGGCCACAACUGACCCUCUGAAUGUAAGAUUGUUGGAAAAUUAGAAGGGAAAAGUAAAUCACCAAAAAAUUGAGUGUGCGUCUAAACGGCGUAUUGCGGCAGCCCCGUGCACAGCGGAGCUGGAGGUGCAGAGACUCGUGUUUCUCGUGCAGAGACUGAAAAUGAAACAGAAAAUAGUUUUACAAAAAUUUAACCAGGUCUAAUCAACUAAUGUACAUCAGAAACACAACUACCUACCUGUAGAUCAGUGUAACAUUUUAAAAAUACAGUAUUUGUUCUAUAAAAUAAGCAAAUGGUUAUCAAGUAAUACCACAAAGUCUUGAAGAACAUUGUUAAUUGUAUUCAGUAUGUAUGUUUCCAGUAAUAAUACUGAAAAAUAAGACAAGAGUCUGGAGUCCUAUAAAAUAUGAAAAUCAGACGGUUAUAAGCUUAGAUGGGCUCACUGGAACAAGGUUUUUCCAACCAAUUAAAAGCUCUGCAGGCUUGGGGUCUUUUUGCUUAGGGUGUCUCUCAGUUAGCCAUUACCGACUGCUUCACCAGCAGGGCACUGUGACAUACUGUGAGCUGCUUGUUUGCAUCGGUUGCGCUGUGUCUGCCAUCAUGUGUGGCCAUUGCAAGUCUCUCAUUUGCUCUAUUUUUGCCAUAUGCCAUCUGUCAUUAAGCCAAAUAAAGACAGAAAGUUCUCCACUUUCAGCUUCCCAUUCGAUAUCAGUCCACUGACUCAUUUGUGGGUAAUCAGGGUGUUUUUGAGAGUGGAUAGUAUUUUUGCCAGUUUUUCUUUUUCAGCGGAUAACUUGAUAGCCUACAGUAGUUUCCAGCCCAUCUGAGAUCCCCUAGAACUGUGUGGUACUUUCUAUGCUCUAUAAUUUAACCCUCCUAUUAUCUUAGGGGUCAGUUUGACCUCAUUAAGUGUUUUCGGUAUCUAAAAAAAUGUUGAGCUUCAUUCGUUUCUUAAAUAUAAUGAUGAAACCAACUAAACUUUCCAGAAUAAAAAAUUCUGGACUCAGUUUGUAGAAACCCCAGUCUGUUUCAGCUAUUUAAAUGAUAAUAAUAUCAACAUUUUACACAUACUUCCAUGACAAUCUGAUCAUAAGUGUUCAGCACUAGUAAAGUACAGGUGUGAAGCACCCUUAAUGUGAUUCCCAGCAUCAUUAAAAAAUGAGCGUAAACAUUUUUGUUGUUUUUUAAACAGAAGUUUGCCUCUAAUAAGCUAAAAAUGUUAAAAUCUUAUGAAGAAACAAUUUUAAAGGAUGAAAAUUAGAGGAGAGGUAUGUAGGUACCUCACUUACAUUCAAGUACACUUUACUCAUGAUUGGGUAUUCACAUAUUCACGUUCUCUUUUUAAAACUAUAUUUGUUACAGAUGCAUAUUUAUACUAUAUUUCUCUGUCACAUCAGCCACUUUCAUAACCAAUGUCAUUGCACAUUGCACUUUGCUCUGUUAAUUAUUUAAUUAUUUAAUGACCAUUAGCAACAUCUACUGCACUGCUCUGUUUACAGAUAUAUCUUACCUUGUAUAGUACAUUUUUUAUAGCCUUACAUUUUUCUCUAUUCUUCUGUGUUUUAAUUUAUGUUUGAAUAUGUUUCUUAUUGUAUUGUGUUGUUGCUGCUGGAUGCCUAAAUUUCGUAGAUAAAUAAAGUAUCUAUCUAUCUAUCUAUCUAUCUAUCUAUCUAUCUAUCUAUCUGUCUGUCUGUCUGUCUGUCUGUCUGUCUGUCUGUCUGUCUGUCUGUCUGUCUGUCUACAUAUUAUGUAAUACUAGUUUAACUGUUUUUUUUAAAUAACUGAACAGUAACCUUUUCAUUUUUCUUUGGCUGUUUGCUGCUCACUGCUGUGUGAAGAUGGACUAAAAAGUUUGUCACAGUGUGCUGGGCUGUUAAUGGAUGAGGAUAAGUACACAUGCUGUGGAGGGACCAUACACCAGGGAGCUCAUCUGUCCUGCUGUGGAAACUCUGCCUACAACAUCCUGAAGAGUUCCUGCUGCCUGAAUGAGUUAACGCUUGGCUUGAGCCAGUCUGUGUCCCGAUGUUGCGGAUCACAGGCCUACAACCCUCUGAAUCAGAUUUGCUGUGGGGGACGUGUCCAAAUCAGACACAGUGCUCAGACCAAAUGCUGUGGUUCAGAGCCGUUUGAGGAGAGGACUCAUCUUUGCUGUGGUCCUCUUUCUGGGAAGGUGCUGUUACCCAGGAAUACCAGUUGUGACCUGUGUUGUGGUACUGAACUGUACAACCCAGUGGAGCAGUGCUGCUGCAUUGACCCACAUGUCCAUGUGAUCCCCAGGAAUCCCAACAACACUGAAUGCUGUUCAAAUCCAGGUAUUAUUUUUCAACUGCCGAGAAGGCGAAGACAAUCUAGUGAUAUUUCUGAAGACCACAGAGUUCUCAACCAGCUUAGAAGCAAGAGAGUUCCAGGCUUAUCUCAGUUUACGGAUCUGUACUGUGGAUCAGAACUGUAUGACACAAACAUCCAUAUUUGCUGUUCAGACAAGCUGUUCUCAAACGAGUACGGCCUUGCACAGUGCUGUGGUGCAGAGGUGUACCAGCUGUCAGAAGUGGGAGCGCUGUGCUGUGAUGGACAGCUGUAUCGAGACCAGCCGGUCGAUGCCAUCUGUUCUGGUAAAGCCGCGUACUCUCCGCUCAGCUAUACUGUAUGUCGGCAACAUGCUUACCUACCAACUGGCCAGCAGUGCUGUGGGAAUAACACCUUUGACCCUGAAAAAGAGAUCUGCUGCAAUGAACACAGGCAUAAAAGGGUAACGGCGGAUACGACCUGCUGUGGUUCUCAUGCUUACAGUCCCAGCAGCGGUAAACACAAGUGCUGCUCUGGUCACCUCCACGACCUCGCAAACAAAGAGGAGGUCGGAUGCUGCGGCACUCUACUGCUGACCAAUAAAACGGAGCAGCGCUGCUGCCACUCAACGGCAAAAACUCUGAUCUACGAUGCCCAGCCCGGACAUUCCUGCUGUGGGCACCUGUAUUACAGCCAUUCCCUGUGGAGCUGCUGCGCCGGACGACUGAUUCCCGAGCCAACAGAGAACAGGACUGGAACACAAUCAUCAGAAGAUUUCACACUUAGAGCGCUGACGGAUUAUAACUUUUCUGAUAUCUGCGACCUGCCAGUGAUGUUGGGGAGGGUGAAAAGCGCAACAGUGAAGGACGAUCAGCGCUUUGUUCUCCUAGCAAAUCCUCUGAAGAUUCAAGGGAAUAAAGGUGCCGUAAUGGUUCUUCAGGGAAACCCUUUUGUAGUCGGCCCCCUGGCCCACUGCAGAACUCCGGUUCUGGAGGAAAACAGGACCUACCUCUGGAGGAAAAUCACUGGAAAACAAUAUAAGCCUCUUUCAGACAUUACUGACUUGGCAUCCCCUCUUCAUUCUAUCACAGAUUUCUGUAACAGCAGCUAUUAGUAGUAGGCAGAAAUAAAUAAAUCAUAUUACUGUAGAAUCCAGCUGUGGAUGCUCUUUACUGUUUUUACUGAUAUCACUGUACUGUACUUGUAUGCGCAUUUGUCACAUAAAGUUUU